Molecule: messenger RNA, 542 nt
Organism: Pelobates fuscus (common spadefoot toad)
Lineage: Eukaryota; Metazoa; Chordata; Amphibia; Anura; Pelobatidae
Product: nematocyst expressed protein 4-like
Exons: 3
Coding region: 1-468 (155 amino acids)
Cellular component (GO): extracellular region
Molecular function (GO): peptidase inhibitor activity
Source: RefSeq, a predicted model, not a curated record
AUGAUGAAGUCCCAGAGUGUCUCAGUCUUAUUCCUGCUAUCAAGCUUUUUAACAUUUAUCUCUUUGAACUUAGGAUAUGUCAUCAAACCAUCCGGGGAGUGCCCACCAUAUCUCCACAAUGUUCGUUGUUUGCCUAAUCCCAAAGAUUUGUGCAACGAUGUUGACAGCUGCGGUUGGGGCAAAAAGUGCUGUUUUAAUGGCUGCAUAUAUUUAUGUAUGAUCCCAGUAGGAGGCUCUCCAUCAGGCCGUGCAACAAAAUCUCCUUUUUUUCCACCGUUCAUUCCAGAUCCCAUUAUACCUCCUUUCAAACCUUGGCCUCUUCCAAAACCUCGUCCUGAUCUUCCUCCUUACAAACCAGAGCCAUAUAACCCUGACCUUCCUCCAAUUUUUGUUCCACCUCCUGAAUUUCCUGAGGAACCCUUUCCUGACGAACCCUUCCCUGACAACAGAUAUAACAAUUGGAGAUAAAGAUUUUUUAACUGGUUUCUACAUGAUCAAAAAUCAGAAGAUAAGACAAAGUAAAAAGCAAUAUUAUGAAAUAA